Catharus ustulatus (Swainson's thrush) is the source of this 2778-nucleotide messenger RNA. RefSeq names its product carbonic anhydrase 3-like. The record is from RefSeq and is a predicted model, not a curated record. Gene Ontology annotation, cellular component: cytoplasm. The transcript has 5 exons. Gene Ontology annotation, molecular function: carbonate dehydratase activity; zinc ion binding. The coding region runs from base 18 to 698 and encodes 226 amino acids. Lineage: Eukaryota; Metazoa; Chordata; Aves; Passeriformes; Turdidae.
CGUGUCCCGGGGUACUGAUGCCGUGUCCCGGGAUGCUGAUGCCGUGUCCCAGGGCUAUGAUGCCGUGUCCCGGGAUGCUGAUGCCGUGUCCCAGGGCUAUGAUGCCGUGUCCCCGGAGUGCUGAUGCCCUCUGUGUCCCCGCAGUGCUCAGAGGGGGCCCGCUCACCGAACCCUACCGUCUGCGCCAGCUGCACCUGCACUGGGGCUCCUCCGACCUGCACGGCUCCGAGCACAUCAUCGACGGCGUCAAGCACGCCGCAGAGUUGCAUUUGGUACACUGGAAUCCAAAACAUGGUAAUUUUGCUGGAGCUUUAAAACAACCUGAUGGUGUAGCUGUUGUGGGAGUUUUUCUGAAAGUUGGAAAAACUCUUAAACCAGAGAUGAAGAGAAUUCUUGAAGAAAUUGAAAACAUUAAGACCAAGGGGAAGGAGGCCCCUUUUCUGCACUUUGAUCCUUCAAUUCUUUUCCCCAAAUGUCGGGACUACUGGACCUACCACGGCUCAUUCACCACACCCCCCUGCGAGGAGUGCGUCACUUGGAUUCUCCUGAGGGAGCCCAUUGAAGUCAGCUCAGACCAGAUGGCAAAGCUCCGUAGCCUUUCCAAGAAUGGUGAGAAUGAACCCCUGUGCCCUCUUGUUGACAACUGGCGCCCGCCGCAGCCUCUGAAGGGCAGGAUAGUGAGAGCCUCGUUCAAGUAAAAAUCUCAAGUCUCACCCCACUGAACCUGAGUGACAAAGUCCCUACAUCCCAAAAAUGUAGUUAGUUUUUUGCUGUCUACUGCUUUUCAUCUGCAUCCAGGUCCGUGUUUCUCAGUUUGAAAUUCUGAGUGGUAAAAGUAAACCUGUUUUUAAAAGCAGAAAAAUACUAUAUGCAAGUACUAAGCAUAAUAAUCAAAUGUGAGAAAUAAUGAUUCUUGACCACAAAUGCCUCAGCAUUUAUGGUCACUUCUCUGCCUUGUGGUCUUGUAAGAAAAAUAGGCUAAGUUUUAAUAUUUAAAAUUAAUUUCAAAGGAAAUAUAGUAAGGCAAAAAAAUGAACCAGUAGUUCAGAAAGCAGAAGUAACAGUAGAUGAACAGGAGGGAAAUGCCUGUCUCUAGACAGUGAUCUUGCUCAGACACCCUCCCUCAGAGGAGACAUCCGAAGAGAAGUAUCCCUUUAACAUACCAGAUUUUCCCUUCCCUGUCUUGUUCACAGUUUUUUAUCCAAGAUUAGGUUAGUGUUCUGAGGUAAAAUCAGGCAUACUCAGUUUCUGUGUGAAGAAGAAGAGAGACCUUGCUGUCAUUUCAGCAUUUGCUGUCUUUGCCAUAUCCUGCUGCUGCCAUUGUUGAUCUUUUCUUCUUUCACCUGCUGCUGUUACUUCACCCAUCCAUGGCAGAGCCCUGCUGGUAUCAUGUUGCCUUGUAUUUAGUAUACCAGCUUUAGUAUUGCUAUGGGGUAAGUGUCUUUCUUGUGCUGCUCUGUUUUAUCUCCCAGAAUGAUGGAUUUUUGAUGCUCUGCCUGCAUUUUAUAUUUGACACCUUAAUGGUUUUGCCUAUUAGGGAUUUUGUUGCAUAUGGAAAGGAUCUUUCUGGAUGAUUCAUAUGUGUAAUUUCUCCUCCCCACUACUAAAAAAUCCAGCUUAAGUCACCUAAGUUUAUUUGACUGUGUUUAUUUGAUUCUAACUGAAGAAUAAAUGUGGAUUCUGUUUGGCUCAGUUCCUUUCUGGGGAGACACAUCAGCUUUCAAAUAUGAUCCAAGCAAGGAACCACUGCAGACAGAAACAUCUGAAUCAAUUUCCCCUGUCCUUCAUCAUUUCAGUGUACAAGUACCAUCUAGGCUGAUCCCACAUAGAGAUCAUGUGAAUAAGGAUUUACAUUAUAUUCAACACCCAGGUGUUAUUCAGUAGUGGACAUACAGGAGGUUGGAUGGUCAAAUGUGGUGCAUAAAUCCCACUGCACAGGAAGCUUCUGGGUUCUCUGUGUUUUCCUCUAACUCAUCAGUAGGUAGCAGUGGGCGUUCUUCCGGAGAUGUUGCCACAAACAUGUUCACAGCAGCAUUUAUAAGGGAUAUGUCAAAGUCUGAAAAAAACAGGCCACAAAUGGCUGGAAUAGGCAUUACCCAGUUCUCAUUAACUAUUUCACUUUCCACCUUUACUAGAAAAAUUGUGCUCCAACAGGGAAGUAAUGAAUGGGCAGCACUGGACAGAUUCUGCUGUUAUUACCAGCACAAUUCAGUGAGAAUUCAGAAAUUAAACUGAGGGCAGAUUUUGAUCCUUUUUAUAAAUUUAGGAUUGCUAAGGAUUCAGCUAAGGAUUACUGAAUUCCCAUUGAAAGUUAGUAAUUUAGUUUAUUAGGAAUGUAUUUUGCUUAGUAUAAAGCAGAUUCUUUUUAAAAACUAAGUUCAUGUGCAUAGAAGCUAAAGUAUUGAUUGAAUCCUGUUUACAAAUGUUUUGGCACUGACUUAAUUUUAUCAGAAGAUCAGCUUUUGAUAUUAUGAGUGCAGAACUUGCAAGGGUAUUGAUUUUAGGACUCCCUUAGGUCUUCUUUAAACUCCUGAAUCUAUAAAUCUCAACACAUAAAAAUGUUACUACAGAAGCUCAUAAGCAACACUUAUUUUCUACUGUACUAUGUCUUAUGUGUAAAAUUUCUUCUCAUAUCCAUAUGAAGUUGAUCUUGGUGAUGAGGAAGUUUUAACACAAGUAUCUGAGACAAGGGUUUGAGUCUUUCAAGCUAAAAGCCAUUAACUGUGAUGUUUUAAUCUCUUGUUAUUGAGGCAGUAAAACAAGAUUAGUUGUCUGCAC